AUGAUGGACUGGAACAGACCUGUGGAGUGCUGGAAGUGGUAUGGUGUGUUUCGGUGGGUGCUGGUGUCCUCUCUCCUUGUUCAUGUCCACGCUGAACUUCUGACCUGUUUACCCUCGGACGUUGCUGGAGUGUGCUUAGCAGCAGCAGGAAAAGAAAUGAUACCGUUUGAAGCCCUCGCCUUGGGCCUGGGACAGAUGUUUUGUGUGGUGGUGGUCUCGUUUUUACAGGCUUCGUUUACUCUAUAGCGUACACCCUUAUGCUAUGAUGUGGAACCUCAGGUUUAUAGAAUCAUCGAAAAUAAUACAAUAUGAGAUGUAGUGUUUUCUUAGUUCUUCAAAUGGAAGCAACUUGGGUGAAAAAGUACGUGAAGAAAGCCUCUCAG
This is a messenger RNA of Phyllostomus discolor (pale spear-nosed bat), 383 nucleotides long. RefSeq names its product transmembrane protein 170A-like. The coding region runs from base 1 to 246 and encodes 81 amino acids. The record is from RefSeq and is a predicted model, not a curated record. The transcript has 2 exons. Lineage: Eukaryota; Metazoa; Chordata; Mammalia; Chiroptera; Phyllostomidae.